AUGGAUCUGCACCACCGCCCUGUCGCCUUCUCCACCACCACACCUCUUUCUCCGCCGCUCUCUGUCACCUCCUCCCCUGCCUUUUCCCACCGCCCGGUCGCCCUUCUCCACCACCACCUCUCUCUCCAUCGCCCUUCCCAUCACCAUCACCAGAUCCGCCACGCCUUCCUCUACCACCAUACCAGAUCCGCCGCCUUCUUCUUCCCCCAACCACCUCGCAGAUCCGCCGCCCCCUCCGCUGUCUUCCCCUACCACCACACCUCUCUCUCCAUCGCCCUCCCCCACCACCAUCACCAGAUCCGCCACGCCUUCCCCCACUACCAUACCAGAAUCGCCGCCUUCCUCUUCCCCCAACCACCUCGUAGAUUCGCCGCCCUCUGCCGCCUCCUUCCCCUACACCACACCUCUCUCUCCACAGCCCUCCCCCACCACCUCGCAGAUUCGCCGCCCCCUCUGCUGCCUUCCCCCACCACCACACCUCUCUCUCCACCGCCCUCCCCCACCAUCACCAAAUCCGCAUAA
Salvia miltiorrhiza (redroot sage) is the source of this 522-nucleotide messenger RNA. RefSeq lists its product as uncharacterized. The record is from RefSeq and is a predicted model, not a curated record. NCBI's taxonomy places the organism in Eukaryota, Viridiplantae, Streptophyta, Magnoliopsida, Lamiales, Lamiaceae. The transcript has a single exon. The coding region runs from base 1 to 522 and encodes 173 amino acids.